Messenger RNA from Dissoconium aciculare CBS 342.82, 1757 nucleotides. RefSeq lists its product as uncharacterized. Gene Ontology annotation, molecular function: metal ion transmembrane transporter activity. The record is from RefSeq and is a predicted model, not a curated record. Gene Ontology annotation, cellular component: membrane. Gene Ontology annotation, biological process: transmembrane transport; metal ion transport. The transcript is spliced from 8 exons. Bases 54 to 1541 code for a protein of 495 amino acids. NCBI's taxonomy places the organism in Eukaryota, Fungi, Ascomycota, Dothideomycetes, Mycosphaerellales, Dissoconiaceae.
UUCUGGCUCCAGUGCCCCACAGCUUUUGUUACAACUUCGCUCCUUUUGAAAUAAUGACAUCUCGAUCUCCGCCAGCUAAAGAUACACAGCAAGAAUGGCUUGUGGUGGAUUGGUCAUCAGAUGCUGCAACGCAGUCGCCGGACCUGGUCAGAAGAUCUUCCACCAGUGGAGUACAAGAAACUUUGGCGCUUUUCGAGACACGCGAUAGUGAGGGCCUUCCACAGCGGCCGCCGAUUCUUAGUUCUGCCGGGUUCAAGCUGUGCUUCCUUCCCGAUGUCGCCACGGUGGCAGGCGACACUAGACUUGUGCAGACACUAACGGAAAACUUUCGGGUCCCUUCAUUCUUUUGGGAGAGCCUGGGAACCGAGGCCAAUGGCUUCUUCCGUGGUCAUCGCGAAGUGAUGUCGCUCGGGGGGCCGCCUUUCUAUUCGACCGUCUCUCGAUUUUUGAUCAAAUCUGUCGACCAGGUGCCAAAUCGCCUGGUGGACUAUCACUGGCAGUAUGCUGCGUUUGCUUCAUGUUGGUCGAAAGCUCAGAAUGGCGAUCCCGUCGUCGUACUUCUCUGCUUCGACAUGUACCGAGAGCAAAGCGAUGGAAAGCCGCGCGGGUUGGCUCGCAAUAUCAAGCACGCAUUCGAGCAACAGCAGACUUCCGGAAACCUGAGCCAUAUAGCAAGCUGUCCUCUUGGAAUAUACAGUGUUCUCAUUGCUACACUGUUGUCAGAAUUUGACGCUGAAUUAUGGGGCUUCAAGAGUCCUCUGCGCGACUUUGAAAAGAAUCGACUGAACGCCACGAAUGAGGACCAGGACCUCGGAACUCGCUACGGAAAGAUGCACGAAUUGUCAAGGCACAUCAUCCACAUGUCCGAAACUAUCGAAGUGACAGCACAGACAAUCGAGCAGAUUGUUGUAACUCAUCAGCGCUGGUCCAAGCGAGAAUUUGUCUCCUCCGCACCACCGUCGAUGGCUGCCGUCGACCAGACUGAGCAGGGUGAUCGUAGCAGUGACGAAGCAAACAUUGAAGAGGAACUUCUUUUCGACCUAACUCUUUUCAGGAAUUUGAAAUUGCGAGCCAAGUCAUUCGAGAAGCGUCUUCACAAUGAGAUUCAACUGGCGUUUAAUUGGGUCGCAGCACAAAACAGCGCCAUCCAGCAAGAAUUACUCUUCGCCCAGCAGGUAUCUCUCAACGCGGGAAAGUCUAUUCGGAGGACCGUAGAGAUUGCAUCCAUGACGUUUCUACCGGCCACAUUUCUCACUGGCGUGUUUGGCAUGAACAUGCCCACCUUCACUGGCGAUAGUUGGUCCGAUAUGAGCUGGGAACUUGGGGGUGUCCUGAUCGCAUUACUGGCAGCUAUCAUGGUCGGCAUCCUUAUCAUAUAUCUUUUUGGCGGGGAUCAGGACGAAAGGCAGAGAAAGGACGGUAAAGUGCGCGAGGAGCAGAUCAAUUACCAAGUGGCCGGCGAACUAGCGACUCGUUCGAGCAUACGUCGUCGAGCAAGCAAGCGUUGGAAUCGGCUCGCGCAGCAUUUCAUGUUUUCGUAGGUAGCUACAUCCACGGAACAAGAGCCAGGAAAAUCCUUUGAGGUGUGCAUGACGCCCUGGCGGCUUAUCGGUAUAGUUGAAUGAUCUAUUGGUUUUCUCAGAGAUUGCCAUGAGCCGUAGGUCCUUUCCUGGCGCCGUGCGUAUGACAAGCUUGGCGGAGGGCGAAAGUCUUUCUUGACUGCUUCAGAGUCUAGAAUUGAACAAAUAUACCAGUAU